CCUCCGAUUUCUCAGAAGCAGCCAAAACCAAAAGAAAACACAGCAAUGUCAAAGCAGGUUGGUCGUUACGAUGGUGGGUACCAGAACUAUGACUACGAUUAUUCGGAUGACUAUUCAUACAAUCAAGGACCAGAAGUUCAGGCAACAAUUGGAUAUCUUGAGGUUGUGGAGGACAACAACCAGAUGAGCAGCUACGAACAAAGUUGGAGGACUCAUGAUCGUAAUAGGCAAACUGGAAGCUAUACGACCACCUCAACAAAGGCGGUUGCUUCCCGUGGUGAAACCUUCAAAGAAAGAUCAACUGGGAGAGUUGGCGCCAAGGACGAGUUCAAAACCACGUCCACGUACAGGGUUGGAGACAAAAGUGGAUAUACUGAGUAUCAGUGUCAAGAGAGGUUCCGCCGAGUUGAUUUCGGCGGAAGCAGCAGUGGAUCUGGUAGUAAGGGGGGAAGGGCAACAAAUAUCUCAAAUGAAGGGGUGUGGUAACUAUAUGAUGAUUGGCUCUCUUGCUUAGAAGAAUGUAGUUAUUUUUGUGCAGACUUCGGUUGGUGUUAAUAUGAUGGUUUCUGAUGGUCUGAACUUUGGGUGUUGGACGAUAGAUCUAAGAGGGCCCUUUUGUUGGUCUGUUUUGGUUGUGCUUGUAAAUGCUCUAAUAGGUUUAGAGAGAUGAAUUAAAUUCCAAAAACCAAAAAGUAAAUGGUAUCUCGUUUUGUUGCC
Cucumis melo (muskmelon) is the source of this 717-nucleotide messenger RNA. RefSeq lists its product as uncharacterized. NCBI's taxonomy places the organism in Eukaryota, Viridiplantae, Streptophyta, Magnoliopsida, Cucurbitales, Cucurbitaceae. The coding region runs from base 46 to 486 and encodes 146 amino acids. The record is from RefSeq and is a predicted model, not a curated record. The transcript is spliced from 2 exons.